Molecule: messenger RNA, 309 nt
Organism: Rangifer tarandus platyrhynchus (Svalbard reindeer)
Lineage: Eukaryota; Metazoa; Chordata; Mammalia; Artiodactyla; Cervidae
Source: the annotation of a GenBank genome assembly
AUGAGUAAUACCACAGUGCCCAAUGCCCCACAGGCCAACAGCGACUCCAUGGUGGGCUAUGUGUUGGGGCCUUUCUUCCUCAUCACCCUGGUCGGGGUGGUGGUGGCUGUGGUGAUGUACAUCCAGAAGAGAAAACGGGUGGACCGGCUGCGCCAUCACCUGCUCCCCAUGUACAGCUACGACCCUGCCGAGGAGCUGCACGAGGCCGAGCAGGAGCUGCUCUCAGACGUGGGGGACCCCAAGGUGGUCCACGGCUGGCAGAGUGGCUACCAGCAUAAGCGGGUGCCCUUGCUGGAUGUCAAGACGUGA